This is a messenger RNA of Anisakis simplex (herring worm), 234 nucleotides long. The record is from the annotation of a GenBank genome assembly. Lineage: Eukaryota; Metazoa; Nematoda; Chromadorea; Rhabditida; Anisakidae.
GGUAGGAGACUAUCAGCGGCUACAACCAAUACAACCGUGGGGCAAACGUUCACCUCAACGAGUACAUUCGAUUUGUGUGAUGGGGACAGUAUGAUCUCGAAUGCAUAUUAUGAUGUGCGAUUCGAUGAAAAUUAUGCUGCACCGCACAGAGAUGUUGAGCGAAUAUCGCAUUUACUGCAAAAAUCGCAGUCUUCGCUGGAAGGCGCUUUUCGUCCAGAUGCUCGUAGCGUGUAA